Messenger RNA from Platichthys flesus (European flounder), 5138 nucleotides. It is a transcript of the gene igf2bp3, whose product is annotated as insulin-like growth factor 2 mRNA binding protein 3. The record is from RefSeq and is a predicted model, not a curated record. Gene Ontology annotation, biological process: nervous system development; regulation of gene expression. NCBI's taxonomy places the organism in Eukaryota, Metazoa, Chordata, Actinopteri, Pleuronectiformes, Pleuronectidae. Bases 415 to 2166 code for a protein of 583 amino acids. The transcript has 15 exons. Gene Ontology annotation, molecular function: mRNA 3'-UTR binding. Gene Ontology annotation, cellular component: cytoplasm; nucleus; cytosol.
UGGACUCAGAGGCGGGCACCAGCCUUACCGUGUGUGUGACAUUCUCUGUCUCUUUGCCAAAAAAAAAGAGGGGUUUUGGAGGAAGACGCGCAAAGUAGUUUCCCCUCCUUUAUUUUUCCCUACCCAGCCCGCCACCGUUUGGAGAUUAAUAAUUGAGCGUUUUAUUUAUUUGCGCGACUGAUAGCGGACGAGAGAGGCGAAGGGAGCGCACCACGCACUGUGUGAGGCUGCCAGUUUAAAUCUAUCUGUGGCUUGAACGGACCGGGAAGCACGCCACGGCCACUCCGUAGUAGUAAAGGGCGAUUUGAGGGCUACUCCAAAGCAGUGCACGUCCGCGAGCGACGAGCGAACAACUACUAUCUCUCCCUUGGCGUGAAAGAGAAAAGAAAAAGAUUGCCCUCCCCGACGCCGAACAUGAAUAAGCUAUACAUUGGCAACGUGAGCGCAGAAGCGACCGAGGAGGACUUGGAAAGUAUCUUCGAGCAGUGGAAGAUUCCGCACAGUGGUCCGUUUCUUGUCAAAACUGGCUAUGCGUUUGUGGAUUGCCCGGACGAGAAGGCUGCAAUGAAGGCCAUCGAUGUUCUUUCAGGUAAAGUUGAACUUCAGGGGAAACUUCUGGAAGUUGAACACUCGGUCCCUAAACGUCAAAGGAGCUGUAAACUGCAGAUCAGGAACAUCCCGCCUCACAUGCAGUGGGAGGUUUUGGAUGGUAUGCUUGCUCAGUAUGGUGCAGUCGACAGCUGUGAACAAGUCAACACUGACACAGAGACUGCAGUCGUCAAUGUUCGAUACGGAGCCAAGGACCAGGCCAGGCUGGCGAUGGAGAAGCUGAAUGGAUCUAUGAUGGAGAACUAUGCCUUGAAAGUGUCCUAUAUCCCAGAUGAGGCGGCAGCACAGGAGGGUCCUUCACCGGGCGGCAGGAGAGGCUUUAACUCGCGGGGACCCCCUCGCUCCGGCUCUCCAGGUCUGGGCGCGCGGCCCAAAGUGCAGUCAGACAUCCCACUGCGCAUGCUGGUUCCAACGCAGUUUGUAGGCGCGAUCAUCGGCAAGGAGGGUGCCACUAUUCGCAAUAUCACCAAACAGACCCACUCAAAGAUUGACAUCCACAGGAAAGAGAAUGCAGGUGCGGCAGAGAAGCCCAUCACGAUCCACUCCACCCCUGAGGGAUGUUCGAAUGCCUGCAGAACCAUCAUGGAAAUCAUGCAGAAGGAAGCCAUUGACACAAAAUUCACUGAGGAGAUUCCCCUGAAGAUCCUUGCACACAACAACUUUGUAGGAAGACUAAUCGGGAAGGAAGGACGCAACUUGAAAAAGAUCGAGCAGGACACAGAGACCAAGAUCACAAUCUCACCUCUCCAGGACCUGACCCUGUACAACCCAGAGCGGACCAUCACAGUCAAGGGCACCAUAGAAGCAUGUUCAAGAGCUGAAGAGGAGGUGAUGAAGAAAGUCGGGGAAUCCUACGACAGCGACAUGGCUGCUAUGAACCUCCAGUCCAACCUGAUUCCAGGCCUGAAUCUGAAUGCUUUGGGUCUGUUCCCUAGCGGAGCACCAGGCAUGGGUUCCAACAUGUCCAGUGUCCCUCCCCCUGGAGCCCACGGUGGAGGGUCGUCAUUUGGACAGGGACACCCAGAGUCGGAGACGGUUCACCUGUUCAUCCCUGCGCUAGCAGUGGGAGCCAUCAUCGGAAAACAGGGUCAACACAUCAAACAGCUGUCACACUUUGCCGGGGCCUCAAUUAAGAUUGCCCCUGCUGAAGGAAUGGAUGCCAAACUGAGGAUGGUAAUCAUCAUCGGACCGCCAGAGGCUCAGUUUAAGGCUCAGUGUCGCAUCUUUGGCAAACUGAAGGAAGAGAAUUUCUUUGGACCUAAGGAGGAGGUGAAGCUGGAGGCUCACAUCAAGGUUCCCUCCUUUGCUGCUGGACGAGUCAUCGGGAAAGGCGGAAAAACUGUGAAUGACCUGCAGAACCUGACGUGUGCAGAGGUGGUGGUGCCCAGGGACCAGGCGCCUGACGAGAACGACCAGGUCAUAGUGAAGAUUAGCGGACACUUCUUUGCCUGCCAGCUGGCCCAGAGGAAGAUUCAGGAGAUUCUCGCCCAGGUGAGAAGGCAGCAGCAGCCCAAGCCCGCGCCUGGAGCCCAGCCUCCACCGUCCCGCCGGAAGUGAAGGUCCAGCGGAGCUGGAGGAAUGGUGACUGAAUCUGCCAGAAGACUCGACAGAUGGACAGAUGCAGCAGAGUCCAGGAGGAGAAGACAAGGGGUCGUCUUUGCUCAUCUCAGGGGUUCGAAGGUUAUCACCAACUGAAACAGCCCCCCCUACUUGUCUUUUACUUGACGUACAUUCGAGUGUGGUUCAUAAAGAGACUGUGCGCCUCUUUACCUCCACCCCACCUCGGCUCUCUGCAUCUCUGUGAGAAUGUACUUCAGAGGGCUCCCAACGUCGUCACCUGCCCUCACAUGUACGCACCCCUGACCGCUCUCCUCCUCCCCCCACGGGUGUUUAAAAACAAAAAGAAAAAACAAACAAAAAAAAUUAACUUUUUUUUUUUAUUUUACACUAGAAACACAAAGAUGAAAUAAGGAUCCCCCUCCUAUCACCUCCUUGGUGUGGUACUUCAAACCUGACGAGAUGUUUUGGUUGACUUCAGAUUUAGUUGACACUUUUUUUUUUUUUAUAGCGUUUAAUUGGUUGAUGAAGCUUUCUCAUGAGUUUUCUGUGGAAAGGAAAAGGCAUUGCUAUCCAGGUCCCGGCCGGACCAACAGAGGUUUAUUUGGGGGGAGGGUUGGCUCAGAUGGGGUGGGCCAUGUUUAGGGGAAAGAUUCUUGUUUCAGGACAGGAGCCCUGAAAGGUUGGAUUAUAUUGGGGCGUCCUGCCCUUGUAAUGAUAGUGGCAUUUUAUAAAUUCGGAUGCAUUUUAUAGAUAGACCUAUAUACAUAGAUGGAUAUAUAUUUAGAGGUGAGGGCAGCACCACGACUGACACUUAGGGAAACGGUGCCGAACUGCUGCUGCCCAGGAAAACCAAUUUAAUAUGCAUUUUACUUAACUACCUCAGGAUCUAGUACCUCAGAAGAGAAAAAAUGAUUAUAUAUAUAUGAAAAAUGUUCCUUUCUUUUUUUUAUUUUGCUUUUGUGGUAUUUUGUAUACUUUAUAAAGCUGAUAGUCUUUGAACAUUUUUAUUUUUUUAAGAAAAUUUAAAAUUUGGUCAGCUGCCAACUGACCUUGCUUUCAACUCUGGUGCUUUAGGUGGCAUUGUACAUGUGUAUGUGUGACUUAAGAUGACCCUGUACAUAAAGUCUAUUUGUACAUAGCAGCGCUGGAGCAAGAGUUGGCGCCCCCUCAGCUGGCGGCUGACAGGAGUAUCGAGAGCAAAUCGCCUCAGUUUUUCCCCUGAGGGUCCACCAUCUUCUGAAGAAACUACAAAACAACUGAUACGUGCAAAUGAAUGCCAACCGUUAAUCACAGCAAUGCCAUUUAGUUUUUUGGGAUUGUCUUUGUUAUUGGUAACGGCACUUUAAUUUGUCAAAGAAUUUCCUUUUCGCCUUCUUACGAGGGCUGUGGACUCAACAGGGCUGGACCGCCACGGUCCGCUCUGUAGCGGCCCCACAAACCGCCGAGUGUCUCCGUCAUCUGUUCCGUUCAGGCCGACCGCCGCCUUCUCAACAGUAACGUCUUAAAGCAAAGUCCAAGCCCGACUAGGUUUAUUUUCAUAGAGCAAGCUUUGUCAGUUCGGCGUGGCCCUUGUCGCCAGGCCAUCGAGUCAAUGUUAACGCCGUUCACUGCAUGGUGAGGGUAGGGGGAGUCACACUGAUAGACGCAAUCUAUUUUUUUUUUUUUUUUUUGCGCUUUAGGAAAAUAAAUGAUUUAAGACUGACAUUUCUCUGUGACCCACAAAUGUAACGUGAUGUUUUCGGUUUGUUGUUCACGCAGGGAGAAAGAAGCCGCAAAGGGCACACAAGUGAAAAAGUACUGAGUGAACCCUGACCAGGGGUAAGAAUAGAGGAAAGGAAUCCAAAACGAUUUAUUUCAUUUGUCUCUUCAUGCCGAAUGUAAAUAUAUUGAUUGUGGUUUAAAAAAAAAGAAGAAAAAAAAAGUGCUUGAGUGUAUCCAUGCUUCCACAGUAGAACGCCGUCUACCUCAGCUGAGGGGGUGGGGGGGUUUGUUGUGGCACUAGGCGCCCCACCCUGCCCCCACUGAGCGCCAGCGCGCACUGAUACCUCAGUCCCCCCCAACCCCCCCCUUUCCCGAACACUUCCUUUUGACAUGGGCGCGCCAUCUAACACCGCGCUUUAACUGAGGGGCACAAGUGAUACUUAAAAAUAAUCCACCGAUCACCUCCCAACUCCCCGCCUCCUUCCUGCCAACCCCCCCUUCCUCCUCCUCUGCAGUUUGUUUUUGAUCUACCUCUUUAGACACAUAUUUGAAGUAGAGGCAUUCUUCUAUUUGUUAGGAUUUAGUGCCCACUCCUCUUUUACGCCUCCCCAGAUAUGAACUAAAACCUAUACUGAAAUCAUGUACUCCCUCUUUAGAAUUGAGAGAAUGAUUGAAAGUGAUCAAAAAAUAUUUUCUUUUUGCCAGUUUCUAUAUAUACUCUAUACUUUUUUGUCGCUUAAUUGAACUCUUCAAAUGAUUAUUUCUUUCUGCUUUCUAUUUUUGGUGGUGUGGCUUACAUGCAUUUGAACUUUUGCUUGGGUUAAUUUUUUUUUUUUGUGAAGAAAGUCAAAUCACAAGUUUGAUUUUGCAUUCAAUAGUUAAAAAUGAGAAAAUAACAAUUGUUUUUUUCCUCUAAAAAGGGCCUGCCUUUUUUGUUUCUGAUUUGUAAGACUUCAAAAAUAGAUACAAGUCCUGUCUUUAUUUUCUCCCUUAUGUCUUUCACAGUUGCUACACUCACUCGUUGAAUUGGUAGCUAUUUUCUUCUGUUAGCAUUUCUUGGCUGUGUUAUGUGAAACAUCCUCUUUGGUAUGGGACAGAUUUGAGGGACUGGGUCUCAGAGCAAUUUUUUUUUUGAGAAAGUUGAUGGAAUUUCAGCAUGAUAUUUCCCUCCUCCCCCUCUCUGCAACCAUGCUUGUGCCCCUUCACCUCUCCCUCACACACAGCUCCACUUGUCAAAUGCCUCUGAAUAAAUAAAAAAGAAAAUUAAA